AUGACCGAUAAUGCAUGUGGAGGGACUUUUGAGAGUUUGAAUGCGCUCCGCCUCGCUGACCCCAUCUCGCCGCUUACUGCCUCUUUCCAAUCUCCUGCAUCUGUCAGACUCUCUUCAAUAUCAUGGCUACGGCUCACCAACCCCCCUCAGGAGAGGGUGCAGUUGCCUCCACCAUCCCGGAGUAACUCGAAUGAUGAAGGGCAAGGCUACCCAGCGUCGGAGCAACAACAGCAACAGCAACAUGUGGUGGGUCCUUAUGGGCAAUUAGGGCAGCAAGGAUCGCAAGGUCAGCAAGAAGGUGGAUAUAAACCGGCACAAAAUGAUCCAGGUUGGACGCAACGGGUAUUGGAGGAGAUGAAAGACCUGUUUCUCUUACUCAACGCCCAGGGCCAGAUCACCUAUGCAUCACCAUCGGCAAAGUGGAUCACCGGUCGCAUUCCCAAGCAACUUGAGGGAAGCCUCUUCACCGAUCAUAUCCACGAAGACGACAAGCUUAUUUUUCUACGAGACAUGGACGAUUCGGUUGCAAUGAACAAGCCAUUCCGAACCCAUAUGCGAUUGCAAAAGACCAACAGCACGUAUGGUCUCGUCGAAGCUUUCGGGCACCCCCACAUCGCAAGCCAAACCCAAUCCCAGGAACAGAAUACAACGAGCCAGGAUCGCUGCAUUGGAUUUUUCCUCAUAUGUCGCCCGUUCCCGACGAAGAACUCUCUGCUUCUCGACUCUUUCUUAGAACACAAAAUUGAGAACGCACGUUUGAUGCAGCAAAUUGCCAGGCUCAAGCAGGAAGAAGAUGAAGAAGCAAGCUCAGCCAAACCACCAUACAGCAAGGCCGACCAAGAAAAAUCUUUUGAAAGCGGCGGACAGGGAUCACUGAGCGAUCAGGACUCUACAGACACUGUGGCACCAAAUUCAGACGAUUCCGAUUCAGGCCCAUCAGGGGAUUACUACUCUGACAAUCACCCUCGUGCUGAGGGACUCUCCCACAUCGAUGGGAUCGAGGUUAUGACUGGUCUCUACUAUGGUGACGGUGAAAGAUCGCAGGGCCUCAGCACAGGUCUGCCCCAGGGUCGACUGAUCCAUUGUGAUAUUGACAUCACUACGGCAGCCGAUCAAGCCCGGAAUGUUCAAGAAGGAGAUCGCCGCAAGAGGCUUAAGGCGCAGCAUGUUUGUGGUGACUGUGGCACAGCGGAUUCUCCUGAGUGGAGAAAAGGCCCUGGUGGCCCGAAGACAUUGUGUAAUGCCUGUGGCUUGCGCUGGUCCAAAAAGGAGAAGAAACGCCAGGAGUCUACUUAG
Messenger RNA from Penicillium macrosclerotiorum, 1296 nucleotides. Its product is annotated as GATA transcription factor LreB. The transcript is spliced from 3 exons. Gene Ontology annotation, molecular function: sequence-specific DNA binding; zinc ion binding. The record is from RefSeq and is a predicted model, not a curated record. NCBI's taxonomy places the organism in Eukaryota, Fungi, Ascomycota, Eurotiomycetes, Eurotiales, Aspergillaceae. Gene Ontology annotation, biological process: regulation of DNA-templated transcription. The coding region runs from base 1 to 1296 and encodes 431 amino acids.